AUGGCUUUUGGAGACAAACUUACACACAGAUUCCAUAAAUCAUCUGAUGCCUCAACUGGUGCUGCUUCAGUGGAGGAGUAUUCCACCAGCAUUCAUGAAAAAUCUGAUAAAUCAGCUAUAGGAAAAUUCCUAGACAAAAUUGCCGUGCAAGAGGAAAAAGGAUUGUCCGUUUCGCAAACUUUCCUUUUCAACUUUGACUUGAGACCAGUCGAAAGCGCUAGAAGAGUAUGGAGUUGGUUUAACUAUGUGUUCUUCUGGAUUGCUGACUCUUUCAACAUCAACACUUGGCAAAUUGCUGCUACUGGUGUCCAAGCUGGUAUGAGUUGGUGGACUUGUUGGUUAUCAGUCUGGGUUGGUUAUUUCUUGUGUGGUAUCUUUGUUACUAUCAGUGCUCGUGUUGGUAUCUACUAUCACGUUUCCUUUCCUGUGAGUUGUAGAAGUUCGUUCGGUGUUUUUGGAUCUAUUUGGCCAGUUUUUAACAGAGUGGUGAUGUCCUGUGUCUGGUACGGUGUGCAAGGCUACAUUGGUGGAACAACCAUGGCCUUGAUGCUUCGUUCCAUUUUCGGGAAUGACUUGAAUACAAGAAUUCCCGAUGGAAUUUCUUCACCAAACGUUACAACUUUUGAGUUCCUGUCUUUCUUCCUGUUUUGGUUAUUUUCUCUUCCAUUUAUUUGGCUUGAACCUCACAAGGUUCGUCAUUUGUUCACCGUCAAAUCUUAUGUCGUCCCAGCCAAUGGUAUCGGACCCAUCGUGAAGCAACCAUCCACUAUCCACGGAUCGGAGUUUGCUUGGGAAUUCAUUCGUAUGGUUAUGAACUCUCUUGCUAACUUUGCUACUCUGAUCACCAACGCUCCAGAUUUCUCCAGGUUUUCAAAGACUAAGAAGUCGGCUAAGUGGGCACAACUGUUUUCCAUCCCUCUGUGUUUCUCCAUUACUUCGUUGAUUGGUAUCCUGGUCUCUUCGGCUUCUACCGUCAUUUACGGAGAAACUUACUGGUCGCCUAUUGAUGUUUUAGGAAGAUUUUUGGACAACUACAACUCGGGUAACAGAGCUGGUGUCUUUUUCAUUUCUCUUGCCUUCGCUCUGGCCCAACUUGGAACUAACAUUUCCGCCAACUCUUUGAGUGCUGGUACCGAUGCCACUGCUUUGUUCCCCAAGUACAUUACCAUUCGUCGUGGUGGAUACAUUUGUGCUGCAGUUGGUUUGGCCAUCUGUCCGUGGGAAUUGCUGUCAUCUUCAAACAAAUUUACAACAUACUUGUCUGCUUACUCAGUGUUUUUGUCCGCUAUUUUUGGUGUGAUUUUUGCUGACUACUAUAUUGUUAAGAGAGGAUGGUUAAUUUUGACCGAUUUGUACAAUGCCGAAAAGACAUCCGCCUACACAUACUGGCAUGGUAUCAACUACAGAGCUUUUGUUGCUUAUAUCUGUGGUAUUCUCCCAAACAUUGUCGGAUUUGUUGGUGCUACUGGUGCAGGUUCCGUACCCCAAGGUGCUAUGUAUGUUUACGACUUUAACUUUUUCACAGGAUUUGCGUCGUCCAUUGUGGUCUAUGUGCUUCUGUGCUAUAUCCAUCCAAUUCCAGGAUUGCCAACUGACAUCAAGAAGGAUCUCUUCAAGAAGGGCUGGUACGAAAUCUACGCUGAAGUUGAAGAGUUCGAUGUCAGUGGAGGAGUUAUCAAUGGUGAGGGACAGGAGCCCGAAGAGGAAGCCAUAGAUUACUACAGUGAAGAGAAGAAGGUAUGA
This is a messenger RNA of Komagataella phaffii GS115, 1743 nucleotides long. RefSeq names its product Uracil permease, localized to the plasma membrane. NCBI's taxonomy places the organism in Eukaryota, Fungi, Ascomycota, Pichiomycetes, Pichiales, Pichiaceae. The coding region runs from base 1 to 1743 and encodes 580 amino acids. Gene Ontology annotation, cellular component: plasma membrane. Gene Ontology annotation, biological process: nucleobase transport; transmembrane transport. The transcript is spliced from 2 exons. Gene Ontology annotation, molecular function: nucleobase transmembrane transporter activity. The record is from RefSeq and is a predicted model, not a curated record.